CUAGGAACCUCGAGUGACCUCAACCAAGAAGUUGGUGAAGUCCUACAUCCAAAACCCGCCCGCCAGCCAACGUCGAUACCACCUCACCUCCAUCAUUUUGUGUCCCCUACUGAGGUACCUCCCUACUUUAGUUGGACUGGAUCUUGGACCGGGUCCAUAGUCGAUAUCGACCUUUCACUCCGCCGGGCACUACCUACGUCGACUACAGGCCAGCCAUCGUAGCGUGGUGCUUUGUCAUCGGUUGCGAACAUCGUCACCUUGCAGCUCUUUGCGAGACCAGAGCCAAAUCUUUGGAUGUUGCGCUUUCGAUUAUCUCUUCUCUGACGCCCUCUCCCCCUUCCUACAUAACCUGUACGAAAACUCCUCCCCUUCGACGACGACGACGACUAUACCGACCCAACCUCUUGUUCGAGUUGCCUCUCGACCAGAAAAUCGCUUCUCCCACGCUGCCUCGACAUACUCCAUACCUUUGCCGCCCCUCUUUUCAGAGCCGCUUCAACAUCAAUAGCAGUUUGCGCCGCAUAUUGCUAAAGACCUUCCGUCGACCAACACUUUGGCACUCGCCAGCAGCAAAAAAAGAAAGAAAAAAAACUAGUAUCGCACAGCGCUGAAGAUAAACUACUUGCCAGCAUCAUGUCGGACCACGAUCCCGAUCACGGCCCAGCUAGCCCAAAUGAAUAUGACGAUGAGAGCAACCCGGCUUCGCCAGGCUCAGUCGACGAGUCGUCUGAGGCAAGCACGCCCAUGGACCCGCCAAGCUCAGGUUCAGAUGCGAUGCCUGGUUUCACACCAGAAGGCGACCUGCCUCGCAGAGUGCCAUCAUUACGGACCAUCUCCGACCCGCAACACACGAAUUCAAUGAGCCCUAGUUCGAGUGUUCCUGGGACAUUGAAUGCCGCACGAAGACCUGCGGCAUCCGCAGCAAAUCUUCCAACGGACCUCAUGGCAAAGGCACGAGCUCUGCAUCAACAGCGGAUGGGCAUGGCUCCCCGACCCAGCAUGUCGCCGCAGAACAGUGGACUGGGUAUGGGCCCUAUGGGAUCGGGCAUGGGCGGGAUGGGAAGUAUGGGGGGCAUGGGACACAGCAUGAAUUUGAACAUGAAUCACGGCGGUCCGGCACCCGGCGGCCUGCCCGGCGGCCUUCGGUUACCUCCAGGUAUAGCACGACCACCGCCCCAAGGCUUCCCCAAAUCCGCACCUGCCAUAGCCGGUCUGGGAGCUAAAAAGGCCCCCAGUCUGAGCGAACGACGAGCGAUGAAGCUCGGAGGGCUACCAGGAGGGCCUGGGUCGCCGGUGACUGCCACGCCGAAACUGUCAGACAUGGGCGCCGAAGACGCCAAAGCGCCAGCCAUUAAUGGAGAAGGGCGCGGAUCCAAGCUGAGCGAUUUCAAGAACUAUAUCGACGCAGAAAAGGGGUGGAUAACUUUCGCAGACGCAGCAACCAUCACACGGACAGGCGUCAACUUCGCCAACGGACAGACCUUCAGAAUCUCGCUAGACGAGGUCGAAGUGAUGGACGAGCUAGGCAAGGGCAACUAUGGUACCGUCUACAAAGUUCGACAUAGUAAGCCCAAGCUUCCACGUUUUGGGCAAGGCUUGAACACCAAGCAGUCUUUAUCUCGACAAGCGUCGGCAUCAGAUGCUGACGUUUCCGAUAUCUCGCCACUAAGUCCUGUCACUGCCGCUGCGCGUGGCAUUUCAGGCAAGGUCAUGGCGAUGAAAGAGAUCAGACUCGAGCUGGAUGAAUCCAAGUUUUCCACUAUUCUCAAGGAACUCGUAAUUCUCCACGAGUGCGCUUCGCCCUACAUCAUUGAUUUCUACGGCGCCUUUUACCAAGAAGGCGCGGUAUAUAUGUGCAUCGAGUACAUGGAUGGCGGCAGUAUAGACAAGCUAUAUGCCGGAGGUAUCCCCGAAAAUGUCUUGCGCAAGAUUACAUAUGCAACGAUCAUGGGCCUCAAGUGUCUAAAAGAAGAUCACAACAUCAUCCAUCGCGAUGUCAAGCCCACCAAUAUUCUGGUCAACACGAAUGGACAAGUCAAGAUCUGCGAUUUUGGCGUUUCGGGAAAUCUCGUUGCCAGUAUAGCAAAGACCAACAUUGGCUGCCAGAGUUACAUGGCACCAGAACGCAUCAGCGGUGGUGGCAUGUCAGCUGCGGGCGGCGCGGCUGCCGGGACCUACAGCGUACAAAGCGAUAUUUGGAGUUUGGGUCUCACCAUUAUCGAGUGUGCCAUGGGUCGAUACCCAUACCCGCCUGAGGUUUCUAGCACAAUCUUCAGUCAACUCAGUGCCAUCGUUGAGGGCGACCCUCCCGGCCUCCCAAGUGAGGGCUACUCCGGCACAGCACAGGACUUUGUCAAGUCCUGUCUCAACAAGAUCCCUGCCAAGCGCCACACCUACCCGAUGUUGCUGAUGCACCCAUGGAUCAAGUCCCUCGGCAGGCCCGAGACUAUCACGGAAGAAGUGGAAGCCGAAGAGAAGGCCGCGGACGACCAGCUCGCCGACGCCACCGGCUCGCUCGACAUCAACAGUAACGGACCGAUCAACGACCAGGGCGAUCGUGAGGUCGCUGAGUGGGUCACCAACGUUCUGGACCGCAAGCUCAAGGGCUUGCUCAGUGAUAAGGCCGAGAAGCCCGCUCUGCACGCUGCACCGCUGGAUCAAGUGAGCCCGGGCAUUGCCGCUUAGAUGAGUUGUGGUCUAUUCAAUUUGACUGUUUGUCUCUCUCGUAGGCUAGUUGAAUGCGCUCAUCUUGUCGUGUUCUUUUUCUGCUAUCCACCUGUUCAUUUAUAGCGUGUGUACAAUCAUACAAGUACAAAUACAGGGGAAGGAAAGAAGGAAGGGCGGGUUAGCAUGAGCAUUACUGGGAUUCAAGUACACGGUAGAAUCCGGAAAUCUCCGUUGGGAUUUUUGUUGUUGUAUCUAUUUCUCUAUAUUACAAUUUUCUUCCACCUUUGAGAUGCCGAAUCAAUGAUGUGAAGUGACGUUGAGUUAGGUGUCUGAACAGUAAACAGGAGGCCUGGUCACUCGAUCUGUGUAUUGUUUUCUUUCUAAACCC
This is a messenger RNA of Neurospora crassa OR74A, 3055 nucleotides long. RefSeq names its product mitogen activated protein kinase kinase (gene os-5). NCBI's taxonomy places the organism in Eukaryota, Fungi, Ascomycota, Sordariomycetes, Sordariales, Sordariaceae. Gene Ontology annotation, molecular function: MAP kinase kinase activity; ATP binding. The transcript is spliced from 3 exons. The record is from RefSeq and is a predicted model, not a curated record. The coding region runs from base 634 to 2685 and encodes 683 amino acids. Gene Ontology annotation, biological process: protein phosphorylation; MAPK cascade; cellular hyperosmotic response.